Molecule: messenger RNA, 1199 nt
Organism: Guyanagaster necrorhizus
Lineage: Eukaryota; Fungi; Basidiomycota; Agaricomycetes; Agaricales; Physalacriaceae
Product: mitochondrial carrier
Exons: 9
Coding region: 109-1059 (316 amino acids)
Biological process (GO): transport
Cellular component (GO): peroxisomal membrane
Molecular function (GO): NAD transmembrane transporter activity; AMP transmembrane transporter activity; FMN transmembrane transporter activity
Source: RefSeq, a predicted model, not a curated record
AAUCGCAACGGAGACGCGUUCAGGAAUGACGGCGACUAUCCUUUCUGCCUUUUCUUCUCUACCUUGACGCCAAUUUCUUGACGUUGACUGGCCGACAAUUAGGACGCGAUGGACGACUCCGUCAUUCAAGGAAUUGCAGGCUCAGCCGGGGGCAUCGUGGCCAUGUCCGCAACCUAUCCUCUGAUUUUUAUUUCUACUCGAGCAGCGGUCGAAACGAGAAAUGAGUCAAAGCCCAUCGUACAAGCUGUCCUUGAUAUCGUCAGACGAGAAGGCAUAACAGGCCUCUACAGUGGCUUGAAUUCCAGUUUGCUUGGUAUCGCAGUCACGAAUGGUGUCUAUUACUACUUUUAUGAACGAUCUCGCGGAGCCAUACUCAAAUCCCGAGUCGGCGGAAAAGGCUUGAGCACCAUUGAGUCCAUCAUAACAGGACUCGUUGCAGGCUCAGCAACAACGAUAAUUAGCAAUCCAAUAUGGGUCGUCCAGACUUCUCAGGCUGUUCGGACGCUCAACCAAGGUUCUUCCAAUGCAUCCGGGCGCCCUAAGAAACCUGGAUUCAUUGAAGCUGUCCGAGGAAUUCUUGAAAAGGAUGGUAUUAGCGCUUUCUGGCGAGGCAUUGGGCCCGCUCUUGUCCUCGUCAUGAAUCCUGUAAUUCAGUACACUGUGUUUGAGCAGUUGAAGAACACCUUGAUCGCCCGAAGGACAACCAAACUGAGACUAGCAGGUGCUGCUGCCGCGACGGCAGUUCUCAGUGACUGGGACUUCUUCUUCCUAGGGGCUAUAUCAAAACUAACAUUCUACUCCUCAGUCGCCACAGCAUCAACCUAUCCUUACAUUGUAAUCAAGAGUCGAAUGCAAGCCGGACAUUCAAGCGCGCUGGGAUACAAAUCCACUCUUGAUGGGCUACUAACUAUCUUACAAGAAGAGGGCAUUCACGGUCUUUAUAAGGGCGUUGGCAGCAAGUUGACUCAAAGCGUUCUUACGGCAGCCAUUCUCUUUGCAGGACAAAGGCGCAUAUAUGAAAUCACGAAGAAGGCUCUAUUGACUGCGAGCAAGUUGUAAAACUACACAUCAGUGUCCGCCUUAUAUUGUACAUUAGUCUCCCUUGUAUAGAAUGUUACCGGAAAUAACGGCUUGCAGCGGAUCAAGGGGAAUCUACCAUGGCUAGGACAGUAAGGUCUACCAUUUAAUAGUCGUCACCA